UCCACAUUUCUUGCUCAUAAAGACCUGUUGAACAGGUCCUCACGCAACGUAUGAAAUAACACAUCAAAUACCUGCAGCGAUCGGUAUUGAUCACGCGACUUAUUACAUUUAGAUUUAUCCGAGUAAGUUUUAAGAAUUCAAAGCGGUUGGUUGCGUAAAGUAGUUGCAAAGAAAACAGAAAAAUUUCAAGAGAAAGUACAAGAAAGUGAUACAGUAAAAAAAAAAGAGAAAAAAAAGUAAACUGAUUUUUAACGAUCUAUGAUUGUUUACAGUGUUGUGGAAUCAACAAUUUUCGGCAUAUAUAAGAAGUAAUUGUGUAAGAUAAGUCAGAGUGUUUAUAACAAGAUAACGAGACUUCGGAGAGUUAAAAUUCCUUUCUAUAUUGAAUCCAGUUCAGUCUCUCUCUAUACUAGUCUUCGAGUAAGAUAACACAUCUCGUGAUGUACAGUCAGGUCAAUAUUUCGAACUACAAAGCGCUCAAUUUUGGUGCGGGACCAGGCAAACUUCCGGAAGAGGUAUUAAGACAAGUACAAAAAGAAUUGCUUGAAUAUAGUGGUACUCAAGUAAGUAUUUUGGAAUUGAGUCACAGAUCACCUGAGUUCAAAAACAUUAUUGAAAAUGCACAAGAAACGUUGCGAGAAAUACUAUAUGUACCCGAUAAUUAUAAAAUUCUAUUUAUGCAAGGAGGUGGAACCGGGCUUUUCGCCGCUAUUCCUUUAAAUAUGAUGAAUAAUGGUACUGCAGACUACAUAGUAACUGGCACAUGGUCAGCCAAAGCAGCAGAAGAAGCAGCCAAGUAUGGCAAAGUGAAUUUUGUUCUGCCAAAAACCACAAAAUACAUGGAAAUUCCUGAUCCAUCGUCUUGGAACUUAAAUCCUAAGGCAUCUUACGUUUACUAUUGCGCGAAUGAAACAAUUCAUGGAGUUGAGUUUAAUUAUAUUCCUGAAACUAAUGGAGUACCCUUAGUCGCCGAUAUGUCGUCCAAUAUACUCACAAGAUGUCUUGAUAUUUCGAAAUUUGCAGUAAUAUUUGCUGGCGCUCAGAAAAACAUAGGUCCGGCUGGCGUGACUCUCGUGAUAGUGAGAGACGACAUCCUUGGUCAUGCUAUGGACACUUGCCCAACAAUAUUAGAUUUCACUGUUAUGGCAAAAAGUAACUCUAUAUACAAUACACCACCAGUAUUUCAAAUAUACGUAGUCGGAUUAGUUUUCAAAUGGAUCAAAGAUCGCGGUGGUGUUGAGGAAAUGGAGAAACUGGCAAUUAUGAAAAGUCGUAAGAUAUAUGAUGUAAUCAAAAAUUCAAACGGUUUCUAUUCGUGCCCAGUUAAUCCAAACGCAAGGAGUAGAAUGAAUGUGCCAUUCAGAAUAGCCACAAACAAUGAAGAACUUGAAAAAGAGUUCAUAUCCAGCGCGACUGCACGCGGAUUGCUUCAGUUGAAAGGUCACAGGUCAGUAUAUCUAAAAACUAAAAUUACGUUUCACGUUAUUGUUUACUGUCUUCUAAACGUAUUUAAUUACAGAUCAAUAGGUGGAAUUCGAGUGUCGCUGUAUAACGCUGUUUCUGUAGACGAGGCAGAGGUAUUAGCAGCAUUUAUGAUACGGUUCUUUCAAAACUAUGGUUACUAAUAGAUUAUAAGAUGGUAAAGAUUAAAAAAUCGAAAUAUAAUUUGGGAACAUUACUCGGUUAAAACUAAUUUGUAUGUAUGUAUAAGAUAUAAAUGAUACAUAUGACCUAUCAGUUUUUUAUAUAUUUUAUAGAAUUUGUAUAAUAUUAGUAAAAGAAAUAUUUAAUUUAAGAACAUUCAUUGUAUUUCUAAAUAGAAUUAUCUAACAUUUACUGCUU
Frieseomelitta varia is the source of this 1842-nucleotide messenger RNA. RefSeq names its product probable phosphoserine aminotransferase. The record is from RefSeq and is a predicted model, not a curated record. Gene Ontology annotation, cellular component: cytoplasm. The coding region runs from base 441 to 1625 and encodes 394 amino acids. Gene Ontology annotation, molecular function: pyridoxal phosphate binding; O-phospho-L-serine:2-oxoglutarate transaminase activity. Lineage: Eukaryota; Metazoa; Arthropoda; Insecta; Hymenoptera; Apidae. The transcript has 8 exons. Gene Ontology annotation, biological process: L-serine biosynthetic process.